CAUUGGCUCAUACUGGGGCGUUGCUCUAUCAGGGCCCAUUUCUGUGCGGCGAAAAGCUCUCGGUAGUUUGUAUUGGAGUGGAAAAUGGAGUGAAAAUUAAUCCCACUCCAUCCUAUUGGCGCUUCCCAACGUAAAACGAAUGGGGCUCCUUCUCUACCGCCUUCACCAUGGAGAUGGCGACGAAUGAACAGACGUCACUAUGCAUCUGUGAAAAAUAAUUGUCCCCUGGCGAGUGAUCCUUACCGGAAGUGUAGGUUGCGCGUCACUCUAGGACAUCUAUAUGUCCAUCUGUCUGUGGGAGCGGAAGUGGCCUUCUGUAGCUGAGAAUCGGCCCCUCCAUUGACGGGAAGUGAAAGGCCCCGGGGCCAGCAGGACAGGAGGGACCUUUUGACGAGGCGCCAUGGCAGAGCCGGAGACCCUUGAGGUGAUGGUGAAAACCUUGGAUUCUCAGACCAGGACCUUCACGGUGGAGGCUGAGAUCACAGUCAAAGAGUUCAAGGAGCACAUUGCCGGCUCGGUCAACAUCCCCUCUGAAAAGCAGCGCCUCAUCUAUCAAGGGAGAGUCCUGCAAGAUGACAAGAAGUUGAAAGAAUACAAUGUCGGCGGCAAAGUCAUCCACCUGGUGGAACGGGCCCCUCCCCAGACUCAGUCGCCUUCCUUGGGGGGUCCCUCCGGAGCAGGCCCCUCGCCCAUUCCUCACAACGGCACAGGCUCCCGGGGGACGGGCCCCACUGUGCACGACCGCAACGCCAACAGCUACGUCAUGGUGGGAACCUUCAACUUACCAAGCGAAGGAUCGUCUGUGGACGUUCAUAUAAAUAUGGACCAGGCUCCCGUGCAGAGCGAACCUCGGGUCCGCCUGGUCAUGGCCCAGCACAUGCUACGCGACAUUCAGGGCAUCCUGAACCGGCUGGAGGGCCACGGUAACAGCCAAGCCACUUCAGGGUCCGAGGAAGCGCCAUCGGCCAGCCCCACGGAACGGGAGUUGAUGGAGGGAGCCGAGUCCGAGCCUCCCAGCGAGCCCACACCGGCGGAGGAGACGCCCCCGUCAGGGGCUGAGCUUCCCCCGGCAGCUGAGGCGGCUGCCCCCAACCACCCAUCGCCAGCAGAGUACGUGGAGGUGCUCAGGGAGCUCCGUGGGGUGGAGAGCCGGCUGCAGCCCUUCCUGCAGAGAUACGAGGAGAUCUUGGGAACCGCUGGCACCGCUGACUACAACAAUAAUACAGAGGGCCGCGAGGAGGACCAGCAAAUCAUCAACCUCGUGGGGGAGUCGCUGCGCCUGCUGGGGAACACGUUUGUGGCCCUCUCGGACCUGCGCUGCAACCUCUCCUGCGACACCCCCCGCCACCUCCACGUGGUGCGGCCCAUGUCCCACUACACGGCCCCCAUGGUGCUGCAGCAGGCGGCCAUUCCAAUCCAGAUCAAUGUGGGAACCACGGUCACCAUGACCGGCAAUGGUGCUCGCCCUGCCUCAGCCAGCAUGGAAGCCUCUUCCCAGGCCGCCCAGGCCGCCCAAGCUGCUCCUGCCGCCCAGCCUAGCGCUCCUGCCCCUGCAGAAGCUGGCCGUCCCUCGGAGGGUCCGGCUUCCUCCUCUUCCCCGGGAAGCACCCCGACUCAGACGCAGGCCUCCCAGACCAGCCACCCUCGCGUGAUCCGCAUCUCGCAUCAGACCGUCGAACCCGUGGUCAUGAUGCACAUGAACAUACAAGAUUCUGGCUCCCAGCUGGGAGGAAGCAGCGCGGGGGGAGCCCCACCCAUGGGGCCUGCUGGACCUGGCCAAGGAAUGGGUGGCGCUCCUCACAUGCCCCUCCCCAGCCUCCCACCAGAAUUCAUGCAGGCGGUGGCCCACCAGAUAACGCAGCAAGCCAUGGCAGCGGCAGCUUCCGCAGCCACAGGCCAGCAAGUCCCAGGCUUCCAGUCCGCCCCGACGCGCGUGGUGAUCGCCAGGCCCUCCACUCCUUCCGUGCGGCCCACUCACCCUGGAUCCCCCCAGGCGCCAGGACAAGGAACCGGGGGCCCCGGCAUGGGCGGAAAUGCCUCCUUGGCCCAGAUGAUCAGUGGGUUGGUUGGGCAACUCCUCAUGCAGCCAGUGAUAGUGGCCAGGCCACCUUCAGCACCGGCACCUCCGCCCCCUCCCACGGCCUCCGCCAGCGCGGGCACCACUAACACCGCCACCACUGCCGCGGGGGGCAGUUCGGCCAGCGCCCCCGGGGGACCCAUCCCCUCCGGCCAGCCUCCGACCGCUGCAGCCGAACUCCAGUUCUCUCAGAUGCUGACGAACAUCCUUGAGGCACCGCGCUUGAACGUGGCGGGGGUGGCUGGCGUGGGGUCCCCCACCAUCACCGUGGCCAUGCCGGGUGUCCCUGCCUUCUUGCAAGGCAUGACGGACUUCCUGCAGGCGACGCAGAUAGGGAUGGCUCCCCCACAUCCUCCCGAGCAGGCCCCACCUCCUCCUGCGGCCUCCCCGCCGCCUCCCCCCUCUGCUCCCCAGAGUGGGCCAGAGGCACCCCCAGCUGGGGCAGGAGGAGGCAGCGGAGGUCGUGGCGGUGCCUCAGCUGCCGUGCUGCCCCCCGAGUUCUUCACCAGCGUGGUCCAGGGGGUGCUGUCGUCCAUGAUGGGCUCCCUCAGUGCCCAGCAGGGCAGUACAGAGAGCAUCGCGGACUUCAUCCAACGGCUGAGCGGCACCAGCAACAUCUUUGAACCGGGCACCGAGGGGGCUCUCGGCUUCUUCGGGGACCUGCUCUCCUUGAUCUGCCAGAACUUCUCCAUGGUCGACAUGGUGAUGCUGCUGCACGGGCAGUUCCAGCCCCUGCAGCGGAUCCAGCCCCAGCUCAGCCGCUUCUUCCGGGAGGAGUACCUGCACGGCCAGGAGCCCACUGAGCGCAACGUCCGGAUGGCCACCUACAACUUAAUCAAUGGCUUAGAGGAGUACAUCCGCGAGAGCUUUGCCUCUGUCCAAGUCCAGGAUGGCGUCGACAUCACCCGCACCAACCUGGAGUUCCUACAGGAGCAAUUCAACCGCAUUGCCACCCACAUCCUGCACUGCACAGACAACUCCUUUGGCUUCAGGCUGCUGGAGCUGUGUAACCAGGGCCUGUUUGAGUGCCUCGCCCUGAACCUCUACUGCUUGCGGGGGGAGCAGGCGGCCCUCACGGCUGUUAUCAACGACCGCAUUAGGCGGAUGUCGGCGGACAUGAACCCAUCCCUGGUGAGCUGGCUCACCACCAUGAUGAGCAUGCGGUUGCAGGUCAUCCUGGAGCACAUGCCCGUCACGGAGGAACAGAUCCUGCAAUACGUCCGCAGGGUGGGCGAUCCCCCCCAGCCUGUUCCCGAAGAGCCCAUGGACUUGCAGGCUGCUGAGCAGCUUUCUGACGCCCUGCAGCACGAGGGUGCGGCCUCCCCGGCCCCGGCCACCACGGCGGAGGAGGCCAUGCCCCAGCAGCAGCGAGGGGAGCCAGAGGAUGAAGAGCCGCAGCAAGGAGAACCCCCUGCUCCCGAUGCGGAGCCCUGGGCCGCCGCCGUGCCCCCGGAGUGGGUGCCCAUCAUCCGCGAAGACAUCCAGGGCCAGCGCAGACUCAAGCAGCAGCCGCCCCUCAGUGACGCCUACUUGAGCGGCAUGCCAGCUAAGCGGCGCAAGACCAUGCAGGGCGAUGGGCCCCAACUGCUUCUGUCUGAGGCCGUCAACAAAGCCGCCAAAGGGGCCGGCGUGAAGCCCCUGACCAGCUCAGAGAGCCUCCACAGGGAGCUUGCGGACCCAGCUCUGCAAGAGGGCUACCGUCAGCAGCUGAAAUCUGACCUGCAGAAGCGGCUGCAAGCUGACCCCAGCUUUACUCCCCAGAGGUUCCCCAACGCCCAGCAGGCCUUUGUGGCCGAGGACUUGUAGUGGCCGCCGCCGCCGUAGCCCUCCAGGGCCAGAGGUGGACUCUGUAGCUCGCCUCUUGUUUCCUCUGUGCACGAUUCAAAACAGCCACUCCCUUCUCAGGCCAAAUAUUUAAGUCCCCUUCCCACAUGUCCCUUGUCUGGUUGCUGUGACCUCUCUCGGCCAGUGGGAGUGCCCCAGUUGCUGCUGAAAUAACAAAAUAAAGCCACUUCUCCAGGG
Sphaerodactylus townsendi is the source of this 4099-nucleotide messenger RNA. RefSeq names its product BAG cochaperone 6 (gene BAG6). Gene Ontology annotation, cellular component: BAT3 complex. The record is from RefSeq and is a predicted model, not a curated record. Gene Ontology annotation, molecular function: misfolded protein binding; polyubiquitin modification-dependent protein binding. NCBI's taxonomy places the organism in Eukaryota, Metazoa, Chordata, Lepidosauria, Squamata, Sphaerodactylidae.